Messenger RNA from Anguilla rostrata (American eel), 373 nucleotides. Its product is annotated as cyclic AMP-responsive element-binding protein 3-like protein 1. Lineage: Eukaryota; Metazoa; Chordata; Actinopteri; Anguilliformes; Anguillidae. The coding region runs from base 29 to 349 and encodes 106 amino acids. The transcript has 2 exons. The record is from RefSeq and is a predicted model, not a curated record.
GUGUUUCUUGCUGGUGAUCGGCUCCAUUAUGCCCUGUCUGCCCGAGUUCUCCUCUGUGACCCACACAGUGAAAUCCUCCCCACUUCUGUUGGCUGAAGUCUACACCGCCACUCAAAUUCGCUCUCGUACCCUCCUCUUCUACAACGAGGGCUCCCGGCUUGAGGAGAGCUAUGGAAGGUUCCUGAAGGUGGAGGAUGACAGCAACCUCUCGGAGGGCCAGCCGGACCAGGACACCCCAUCGGAACACGAAGCCGGAAAGUACCUGAGCCGGACCCAUGCAGAUUCCCAGGACUACAAGAAGACUGGAGUGGAGCUCCCGCACGAGAAGAAACAGUAUCACAAGAGGUGAGGCCAGGGCCCAUAUUCAUAAAGC